Molecule: messenger RNA, 1729 nt
Organism: Podarcis muralis (Common wall lizard)
Lineage: Eukaryota; Metazoa; Chordata; Lepidosauria; Squamata; Lacertidae
Gene: EXOG
Product: exo/endonuclease G
Biological process (GO): apoptotic DNA fragmentation
Cellular component (GO): mitochondrial inner membrane; nucleus
Molecular function (GO): RNA endonuclease activity; nucleic acid binding; single-stranded DNA endonuclease activity
Source: RefSeq, a predicted model, not a curated record
ACAAGGCGGAGCAAAGAGAGGCGGACUGAGGCGGAGGCAGAAAGGCUCCUUCCCCUCCCUCAGGCCCGCUAUCAUGGCCGGGUCGCUGGGCGCCCGCCUCGCCCGGAGCCGCUUCUUCGGCGGCUUCGUGUGCGGGGCGGCGCUGGGAGCCGUGGCCUCUGCGCUGACUGUCCGCAAACUCCUCGGGGAGCCCCGUCUCCCACCCGCGGCCCUGCAGAGCUCCGUGGCCGCCGCCGCCGCCUCGGCAAAACAGCAACCGCCGCCGCCAACGCCGCCUCAGGAGGAACCCAUAACAGAGACUGUGUUGGAAAAGUAUGGAUUUCCUGCAGCUGGAACACAGAUCAGACAUUACACCAAUCAUGCAUUAUCUUAUGAUCAGGCAAAACGAGUGCCUAGAUGGGUGAUUGAACAUAUUUCCAAACAUAAGACUUUGGGCAAUGCAGACAGAAAACAUUGCAAAUUUAGACCAGAUCCAAGCAUCCCUCCAAUAUUCACUGCCUUGAAUGAAGACUACAUCGGGAGUGGCUGGUCACGAGGCCAUAUGGCACCAGCUGGGGAUAACAAAUAUUCACCAAAGGCUAUGGCAGAAACAUUUUAUCUAUCCAACAUUGUACCCCAGAACUAUCAGAAUAAUGCUGGAUUCUGGAAUAGGCUAGAAAUGUAUUGCCGGGAACUGACUGACAGAUUUGAAGAUGUCUGGAUUGUUUCUGGACCUUUGACAUUACCUCAGAUGGAUGAUGAUGGGAAAAAAAGGGUUGUGUAUCAGGUAAUUGGAAAAGAUGAUGUGGCUGUACCCUCGCAUCUUUACAAAGUGAUUCUGGCCCGGAGAAGUGAAACAUCCACAGAUCCUUUGGUACUUGGGGCCUUCGUGGUACCCAAUGACGCUAUUGGCUUUGACCACCAGCUGCCGGAAUUCCAAGUUAGUAUUGAAGACCUGGAGAGAAUGUCAGGCCUUGUUUUCUUCCCACAGGUGAAUAAAACUAAAGACGUUAGAAAUAUCUGUGAGGUUGAUACUUGCAAGCUGAUGAGUUUGGAAGAGUUCACUCUGUACAUCACCACUCGGAAGUUGCAGAGUGCAAGGACACUGGAAAGGCUGAGAAAGAUCAUGUCUGAAUUACAGGAAAAGGGAAUUGAGCCCGAUGAAUAUCUCUUAAAGGUUUAUAAAAAGAAGGAGGAGGAAUUAGCAAUGCAAAAGUCAGUGGAAGCUAGAGAAGGGAGAUCUGGUUAAUAUAAAGAACUAUUGUACAGAGACUCUGCUACUACUAAGAAGAAAACUUGGACAAGCCUCCCCAUUUGUUGUGUGCCUAUGCUGAAAGUGCAGCACUUUGCUGAGAAAUUAAAACACCUCCUGUGGCACAGGUUGGCAGUGAGACUUAAGGUCACUCGUUUGUGCCCUUUACUAAAGCCAUCAUCAGUUUUAUUCAGAAUCUCUUCUGGAAUACAAGAAAAACAGAAAAUGGUCACCUUGGGAAUAUAAGUAGACCUCUCUUAGAUGUAACUUUCCUUUUCUAACAGGAUGCUGUAGAAAUGGUGUUAUGUUAUUUAUAUAAUUCUUUGCCAGCUGUAUUUUUUUUAGCCUUUUCUUUGUUUUCAUUCAUCUAAAUCUCUAGAAAUGCCUCUUGAGAACAAAUUCAUUUGUAAGUGACUAUUUGUAUAGUCACUGACGAUUCAAGAACCAGGCGACGGGGGCCAGUUCCCAAGCAAGUUUUUAAUAAAUGUUUCCCCAAGA